AUGGAGUUCCUCCAAUUGCCCCAUCUUUUUCAUCUACGUCUGGCGCACUUCAUGGCCGGGGCGGAUCCGCUUACCCGUCAGGGCUACUCGAUGACUUGUCGUUACUUAUGGAAUCUCGUGGAGAGCGGAGGCGAUUAUGACGCGUACUUUGCAUCCGGAGACAAAACGUGUCAUUCGCUAAUUAUCCAAGGACGUGGCGCGGACUGCUUUACAUUCCAGAAAUACAAAUUCCCCGAAGCCAAGCCAAACUCCACAGCGGAUGGCAAGUACACGCACAUAUUACUGCGCGUCCGGACGCUGACGCCCAGGUUGCUGCGGUUCAUCAACACUCAUGUCCACAAGCUCAGCACCGGCGACGUCACCGGGGUGACCGGGCUCUACUGCCCGGUCUUCUACAUUACGGCAUUAGGUCGUCGAAGGGAACAUAUAGUUUGGUCGAUGAUCGCCGACUGGCAGGCUGGAAAACGACGAAUCAUCAAGGGCGUCAUCCGCAGCCCGAAGAUGGACACGGACCCGGAAUUUCGGGGAAAGCUGCAGGGAGACCAUGUGUAUAUGAACGGCGAGAGGACUCUCCGAGUUCGUGUCAAUCACCAUGGAAAUUACCUUUUGGAGGAGACAACGCAUCUCGGAACUUCUCAAAGAUUU
Messenger RNA from Mesorhabditis spiculigera, 645 nucleotides. NCBI's taxonomy places the organism in Eukaryota, Metazoa, Nematoda, Chromadorea, Rhabditida, Rhabditidae. The record is from the annotation of a GenBank genome assembly.